ACUGCUGAUGAAAUGAGCGAAAGAGACGGACAGAGAGAAUAGAAGGAAAUUUUGGGACGCUUGGUUUAUUUGCUGAGCGGCUUGAUUUCGCUAGCUAAUCCCAGCCAGCCGCCGGAAUGCUGCCGUCCACGGGCCUCUUCAAGGGCUUCCUGUGCCCGUACUUCGACGGCCAGGAUGCGGCCACCUGCCGCCGUCCCUUUUGUCACUUCAAGCACGCCCGCAAAGAUGAUGUGGAGACGGCGGAACCUGCCGCCGUGCCCGAGUACAAGCCGGCGCCCAAGCUGCUCUCCCUGCCGCUGCCCCAGAUCGCGCUAAGUGCGCCCAGGAAGAAGUCGAAUCUGGAGUAUCACCCGGAGAAGCCGGCUCUGAAUGCCUCGCCGGCGAAGAAGAAGCAGGAGGCGGCGGUGGAUAGUGCACCCAAGUAUGUGCCCGGCCAGCCAUCGGCCACCAAUGGAAACCAGGAGGAGGACGACUGGCAGGCGGCUUUGGAUAAGGAGAUCGAUGAGCAAAUGCAGGUGGAGAUCGAGGAGCAGGUGCAGGAGCAAGCCAACCAUGACGAACAGGAGGUGGUGGUCAAGCAAGAGGAGCCGGAGGAACCGGAGGAGCAGCCAAAGAGUGUCAGGGAAAGCCAGAGAAAGGAGCACAAGUCCAGCAAGGAGCGGGAAAGGGAGAAGGAGAAGGUCAGGGAGCGGGACAAAGAAAAGAUCAAGGAGAGGGAGCGGGAAAAGGAUAAGGAAAAGUACAAAGACAGGGAGAAGGAUAAGAAGGACAAGCGAAAGUCAUCCCACGGCGACAAGGAACGCUCCAAGGAGCGGCACACCUCCAGCUCCAGUUCCUCCAGGCACAAGUCUUCCUCCAGCUCCAGCUCCUCCCACAAGAAGUCCUCCAGCAGCGACAAGCAUCGCGAUGAGAAGAGCUCCACCAGUAGCAGUAGUAGCAGGCACAAGAGCAGCAGUUCCUCGAAAAGUCAUCACCACAACUCCAGUUCCUCGAGUUCCUCACGCUCCAAGUCGAAGAGCAGCUCAUCUUCUAGUAAGAGCACUUCCAAAAGCGAACCGGAGGCGGAAAAGGAGACUGAAGCAGCUCCAGAAGCCCAAACCGAUCCCAUGGAAGAUCUGGAUGAACUGGACUUUGAUUUCGAGGCAGACACUUCCGAGGGAGAGAUUGUGCGACAGUGCGAGAUGAUCUUCGACGAGAUGGAGAAGAAGUUCGCCGAGAUGCACAAGGACGAAGGUGGCCAAACCAACGCGGAGAGCUCUCGCAAGCGCAAGGCUCCCUCCCCAGACAUUGACACCUUCACCGAGGCGGCGACGGCGGCUCUGCAGAAGCGGCGGGUGGCCCACGAGAACGCGGACAGGAUCAAGCCGCAUUUGGCUCCUUCGGUGGCGGUGCGCAAGCCCAAUCACAUCCGCAAUGCCAUGCAGGCGAUCUUCGAUCGGCGCGCGGAGCUGCGGCGCCAGGAGAAGCUGCAGGCCGAUGCCGCUGCCGAGCAGCUGCGUUUGGCCCAGGAGCGGGUGCGCCAAGCGCAGGAGGAGCUCCGUCAGGCCAAGGUCAACUCCAGCCUUACACCACUUAUUUCCCGCAGCGCUUUGACUCCACCAGUGCGUUCAGCUCGCAGCAUUGCUCCCGUGGCCAACAUAGUGGCCAUUGCCCGGGCCAAGAAGAAGAUCGAGGAGCUGCAGGCGGAGAAGAAGCCUGCCUUCACGCCGGCCCAAUCCUUCAAGGGCGCCGGCCGAGUGGCCCACAAGCCCACGGCUGCGCUGGACAAAGCUGCUCCGGCGGCCAACGACGCUAAUGCCGAGAAGCCGACCGUCCUGGACCCCAGUAGCUCCAAGAUAUCCUACAACGUGCGCAUCCAGUAUUACGAGAUGAUGGUGAAGCACUGCACCGUCAUCUAUCCGCAGUUGCCCGACGCUUGGGAGCGGGCCCAGGUGGAGGAGUUGGCCGUCUUCAAGAAGUGCAACACGCCUGCCAUCUACAAGAACAGCUGCAUGCUGGCGAUUAACAAGCUCCGCAAGGAGGCAAUCGAGGCGGGCAACAAGCCGAGCGUGGCCUGCAAGACGGUGUCGCAUGAGAUGAUGCUGGGUGGGAAGAGGGCGCUCACAACCUCAUGGAGUGUGGAGAAAAAGGAAAAACUUGGCUCCCUGGCCAAUGGCGAACCAUUCGAUGCUUUGGACGCCGAGAAAGCAUACGAAAUGGUCUUCGAUCUGCGCCUGACAGACGAACAGCUGGUGGAGAACGGCUAUCCGCGGCCGGGCGAGAAGCGCGGCACGGCGGUGAUUCGUGCCUGCCGUCCCAACCGUCGACCCAACCAGAGUGAACGCUACUGCUCCCGCUGCGGCAAGGUGUUCAGCCUGGACAUUUACGAGCACCAGGGCUUCGACAUGUGCAACUACCAUCCGAAGAGCACGGGCUACCGGCGGGGAUUCACGGACAAUCAGCACCGCUGCUGCCAACAGCCGGCGGGAACUCCCGGCUGCACCUACGGCAACUACCAUGUGAGCGACUACUACGAUCCGGACAAGCUUACCUGCUUCGUAAAGACGAUCGAGAGGGGUGAUGACCUAGUGCCCACCAAAAAAGACAUAUUCGCCUUGGAUUGCGAGAUGUGCUAUACAACUCAUGGAAUUGAAUUGACGCGCGUCACGGUGGUGGACAUAAAUGGACGCAGCGUUUACGAUGCUCUGGUCAAGCCGGCCAACCAGAUUGUGGACUAUAAUACCACCUACUCGGGCAUCACAGAGGCCAUGCUCUCGAAGGAAACGCGUAAUAUACGCGACGUUCAGGCCGUGCUGAUGUCCAUGUUUCAUGCCAAAACCGUGCUCGUGGGCCACAGUUUGGAAAGCGAUCUGAAGGCCCUGAAACUCAUCCAUGACGUUGUGGUGGACACCUCGGUGCUGUUUCCCCACAAGAUGGGUCCGCCCAAGAAGCGCGCUCUCAAGACGCUCUGCAUUGAAAAUCUGAAGCGAAUUAUACAGGAGAAUGAGGCCGGCCACGACAGUGCCGAAGAUGCCGAGGUCUGCAUUCAACUCAUCAAGUACUAUCUGCGCAACAAAAUCAGUUGAGCUACUAUCAUCCAACAUCAUCAGCAUUCAGUUCAAAAGCAUUACAUACAUCUGUUAAUAUGUAUACCAUGCCCAUCAAAAAAAUCAAAGCCUUAGCCCUUAAACUAACCAUAUUUUGUAAGAUAAAACUGUAUUUAUAAAUAAAUCACUAAGCUCUGACAGCGGGA
Molecule: messenger RNA, 3232 nt
Organism: Drosophila takahashii
Lineage: Eukaryota; Metazoa; Arthropoda; Insecta; Diptera; Drosophilidae
Product: RNA exonuclease 1 homolog
Cellular component (GO): nucleus
Molecular function (GO): exonuclease activity; nucleic acid binding
Source: RefSeq, a predicted model, not a curated record